This is a messenger RNA of Microbotryum saponariae, 2309 nucleotides long. NCBI's taxonomy places the organism in Eukaryota, Fungi, Basidiomycota, Microbotryomycetes, Microbotryales, Microbotryaceae. The record is from the annotation of a GenBank genome assembly.
AUGCGACGCUACCCAGUGUUUUCCCGUCUCCCAAGUUCCUCUUUGUACGAUGGCGCAAAUCUGCGAUUUUUUCUGACAGUGUUGGUUUCAAGAGGCUGAAGGAUCCGUGCUUGCGCGAUUUAAAGCAAUGCUGUAACUUCGCCAACGUGGAGAGCACCUGUACGGAUGCCGACUCUCCCUCCAACGCUGGGUUCAAGAACGUCGACGGCGCAUGCGUCUGCGACGUUGCACAGUGACCACUCGUGACGAAUACAUCAGAGUCUGCACUGCUUUCGGCGCCUGCGGCUUUACCUUCAACGCCGGGAGAACGUCAAUGGUGCGUGCGUGUAGGAUGCUGCGCAAUGCCUGACGGUCACCGGGGUCACCAACGCCGCCAGCAUCUGUACCGCUUCCGGCACUUGCGACUUCACGUACAACGCAGAGAUCAAGAAGGUUAACGAAGGAUGCGUGUGCGACGUAAUGCAGUGUCCCUCCUUUGCAAACUCCGCGAGCUCCCGUAAUUCGGUCGGAACGUGUGACCUCACUUGCGACCCAAUGUGCGACGAUCGUCAACGGUGCCUGCACAAACCCCGGAUCCUGAUCCAGCGACUUCGCGUACAACAAAGGGUCAGGAGAGUCAACGGUCGAUGCCUCCGAAUGCCUUGUCGUCAUCAAAUCGGCUAGCAUCUGUUUGAGCACCGGAACAUGUGACUCUACGUGCAAGUCGGACUUUGUCAAAUCGAAGGGGAAAUGCGCACCCAUAUCGUAAGUGGUGUACUUCAAUUUGCCCUGUGAGCACCUUUCUGUAUAAUGAAAUGGGACUGGUCUGCCCUCGCCGCCGUCCCUGCACCCAGAAGUCUCUCGAUCUCUUUGCCAAGUCCCAUGCGCCAAGGCGAGCGGAAAACCCGUCACCUCAACGCGCUCCGAGUCAUGGCUUGCUGAGUCGGCUACUGCGUCCAACGCAGCUGCGUCUUCUUCGACUUUCGUCAAAGGUAACCGCUCUAUCCUCCAACUGGGCAGUCCGAGGUUCGAUAGUACGCGAUACGUCGCCGGUGGGUUUCAAGGCAGUGCAAGAACGUGCACGGUGGUGCCAGGCGAUUCGCACGUGACUGCGAGCGGAGGGGAGCAGAAGGGAGCGCACGACGUCCCCGCCGGCCGGCCGGCUUGCUCUCCCUUGCCCCCCCAUUCACACCUCGAACCGACCAUGUUCAAAAAGUACGUUCCUUAUCCUUUCAUGAGCCUCACACGGUUCCUAAGCACGCUCUCUCCCCUCUGCACCCUACCCAGAUUCCACCCCAAAGAAGACGUCGCGUCGUCGACAGCGAUCAAAUCCUCGAUCCAACGCCAACACCGCGCCAAACUACUCUCCCAAAUCACUUACCUCUCCUUACCCGCGUUGCCACCCCCCGCAUCGACGGGCUUGGACUCGGACGAUGAUUCGGAAGUGGAGGAACAGUUGCUGAGCAGCGCGAAGGGGAGGAAUAAGGGCGCCGCGAAGGACAAGAGGAAAGCGGCGGAGGCGCAGGCGAGUGGGGGUGGCAAAGGGAAGGGUGGCAAGGGAGGCAGGGGAGCGAAGGCCGUACAGGAAGAUGAACAGCCCGCAGCGGAGGAGGGGGCGACGGGCACGCAGCAGGACGGCGGGGACGUGCUCACCGUCCUGGACGUGCUCUGGCCCAAGAAGAGCCAGAUCACACUCGUCAAGUGGUCAGUGCAGCUCACGGCCAGUUCAGGGCAUAGCCCAACGUCUGAACUCAUCGUUCUGCGACCGCUUUACAGCCGUGAACACAUCUCGAUCCUCGCGCUGAACGGCGAACCGCUCUUCUUCCAACACUUUGACGGGCCGUAUUACCCGACCUUGAAGGUCUUGCACAAAUGUCGGUUACCUGCUCACCAUCGAUUCCAAUCGACCUUCCCCUGUACUCACUCCCGGGACCCCUUACUGUAGAUCCCGAGAUGCUCCCCAAAGUCGGCGUCGACCGAGGAGCGAUCAAAUUCGUUCUCUCCGGUGCCAACAUCAUGUGGUACGUCCUCCACAAAGUAUGCGAUUCGCAGUCAAAGCCCCGCGUAUACUCACCCCCAUUUCUUCCUCUCUCAUCCCUCUCCCUCCCCUCAGCCCCGGCCUCACCUCCCCGACAGCCUUUCUCCCUCCCUCGGAAGCCAACAUACCCGUCGGCCACCCCGUCGCAGUGCACGCCUAUGGAAAAGAAGAAGCACUAGCCAUCGGUUCAACGGCGAUGUCGACGGAUGAUAUCAGAUCCAUCAAUAAGAACAUUGGGGUAGAGAAUGUGACGUAUUUGGGCGAUGAUUUGUGGAAGGUCGAUAAGUUGUAG